AUGUUUUGCUUGGUGGGGGCAGAGGCAGUGUUGUCCGGCAUCCCCGAGCCUCUGCUGGGGAUCGUCCUCGGCCAGCUCAUCAACGAGCUCAAUGAUGUCUCCUGCUCCGCGACGACCUACGACCCAUCCUCCGUCCGCACGAAAGUCCUCUACUUGAUCUACAUCACCAUCUUCAACUUCGCCGCCAUCUACAUCUACGCCGCCUGCUGGGCGCUGGUGAGCGAGCGUCUGGCCCGCCGCUACCGCAAGGCGUACUUCCGCAGCUUGAUCCGCCAGGAAGCCGCGUUCCAUGACACGUUGCCCUCGGGACAGGUCGUCUCGCGGCUGGUGAGUGACAUUGAAACAGUGCAGUCGGGGACCUCGGAGAAGGUGGGCAUAUACAUCGCGACGCUGUCGUAUUUCAUCACCGCGUACAUCGUGGCCUUCAUCAAAGUGCCCGUUGUGGCGGGGAUUCUGAUCGCCAUCGUGCCGUGCUUCUUUGCGAUGUCGCUGGUGGGAGGCCACUUUACCUCGCGGUAUGGCAACCGCGUCGGGAAACAUGUCGAUCGGGCGACGUCUAUUGCUUCGUCCAGUUUGUCGCAUCCCCGCAUCGUGCAUGCUUUCAAUGCCCAUCGGCGCCUGGAGGAGCUGUUCUCUUCGAAUCUCUUCAGUGCGCGCAAGGAUGCACUGAAGAAGGCAGCAGUACAUGCGGCCCAGAUGGGGUUUCUGUUUUUUAUUGUGUACUCCUCCAAUGCCCUGGCGUAUUGGAAGGGUUCGGACCUGAUCGCGGACUACAUUGAUGGUGUGGGCUCUGGGGUCUCCCUUGGGGCUGUGUACACCGUGAUCUUUAUUCUCAUUGAUGCCUCCUUCAUCUUGAGUCAAGUCUCUCCGUACAUGCACGUGUUCAGUGCUGCUGCGAGUGCAUCCGAACGAUUACUGGAAGUCAUUAACCGUGACUCCGCGAUCGAUGGUACUUCGGAGACGGGGCAAAAGAGGAUAGAUCUCGCUGAUAAGGAGAUCAUCUUCGAAGAUGUUUACUUUACAUACCCCGCACGUCCUACGAACCCCGUUCUGCAAGGCGUUCACUGUAUCAUCCCCCCCAAAAAGCAUACAGCCAUUGUCGGACCGUCGGGAGGUGGGAAGUCCACCAUCGUGGCACUCCUGGAGCGCUUCUAUGAUCCAUCGUCCGGGAUGGUCCGGAUUGAGAGUCAGGAUAUCCGUGCUUUGAACGUGGCAAGCCUGCGCGGCCAGUUGGGAUUCGUCCAGCAAGAAUCCCAACUCUUUGAUCGGUCGAUCUUGGAGAACAUCGCAUACGGGCUCGUCGGGUCCACAGCGCACGAGAAUCUGACGGAGGUGAUUCUGGAUAUGAGUCUGUCGGGUGUCGUGGAGCAGAUUCAAGCGGGAACUCCGGAAAAGGACGUUUUGACUGCUUGCGAUCCCAGAAUUGCCGAGAUCGUUCGUCGGGCGAAAGAGGCUGCUGACAAGGCGAAUGCAUUGUCGUUUAUUGAGGCCCAGCCCUUUGGGAUCGCGACGAGUGUUGGGACUGCUGGAGGUCAACUGAGCGGUGGUCAACGGCAGCGCAUUGCUCUUGCAACCGCCCUUGUUCGUGAGCCCAAGUUACUUGUACUCGAUGAGGCAACCGCUGCACUUGACUCUAUCAGUGAACGCUUGAUCCAUGAGGCCCUCCUCAAGGUGUCGGGGACUACUACGAUCGUCUCUAUCGCGCACCGGCUGGCGACGGUCAAGGACGCUGAUCAAAUCAUUGUCAUUGAGAAGGGCCGGGUGGCUGAGUAUGGUUCUCCUCAAGAGUUGAUGGAAAGGAAUGGUAGAUAUGCAGCCAUGGUUGCACAGCAAAAGUUGGAUCAUGGGGAGUCACAAGAGCUUGUGACGGCAGCUGGCAGCAUGAUUGAAAGAUCUGACAUUCAGAGUCCGCUGGUUCCUGUCACUGAGAAAGACAACAUCCACGAGAAAGAUAAGAUCAACGCGACCGUGCAAAACAAAUCGGGACCGGAGCAGGAGGAUCCCCCUCACUCGAGAUGGCUAACCUUGAAUAUUUGUUUCUCUUUCAUCCGCCCCAACCUUCUUCUGAUCGUACUAGGUCUGGGUAUGUCGGUCAUUAUCGGUGCUAGUUACAGCUCAAACGCGGUUCUAUUCGGCAAUACGCUGGGAGCGCUCAGUCCAUGCAAGGGUACUCCCAGCAUUAGACACAGCGGGAGUUUCUUCGGCCUCAUGUUCUUCAUUGUCGGGCUCGUCGAGUUCUUUGCCAAUAUCAUUGGUGGCUGUGCCUAUAGCUGGGCUGCUGAUCAGACUCUCUAUCGCAUCCGUGUUGCUUCCUUCCGCUCCUUGCUUGCCCAGACUAUAACCUGGCAUGGUACUGACGGACGCAGUCCAGGAACGUUGAUCUCGUACCUCACCGGCGAUGCUUCAGCUAUCAGCGGCCUGACUGGAACAACCAUUGGUCUUUUGCUAGCAACGACAGUCAAUUUAUUUGCCGGCAUUAUCAUCUCGUUCAUCGUUGCGUGGAAGAUAUCCAUUGUCCUGCUGCCUACCAUCCCUGUCCUCUUGGCAGCCGGGGUCAUGAAGCUCCGUGUGCAGAAUCAAUUCGCCGAGCGGCACAAGAAAGCAUUCUCGCGGGUUACCGAGAUCACCGUCGAGGCGCUGGGGAACCUGCGUUUUGUGGCUGGAUUCUCGCUGGAGAAACAGCUUUACCGGGAAUUUAUCCACGCGAUUCAGGGGCCAUACCAGAGGACCAUGAAGGCUAUUGCUUGGGGCAACUUCUGGCUGGCCACUGCCUUCAGCGUCAGCAAUCUGAUCAGCGCCCUUGCCUACUGGUGGGGCUCCAAGCAGAUUGCCUCGGGUCUCUACUCCCAAACGCAGUUCUUCAUUGUCCUGCCCGCGUUACUCUUCAGCACCCAAUCCUGCGGCCAGAUGCUCGCCCUUGCACCCGACCUCUCCAAAGCCGGCAAGGCUGCUUCUCGCAUCGUGGACUUGGUAAACACUGACUCCGCGGAGAAGGAAGCCCGAACGGACACGCACAAGGAGAUUAUCCCGUGCGGGGAGAAGUCGGAUGUCGACGUCGAAGCCAACCCAGCCUUGAUGCCCCCUUCUGAAUCGACAGCUUCACCUACCCCGAUUGGCGCCGAGCUGCGUCACGUGCACUUCUCGUACCCUACCUCGCCGGACCUCCCCGUCCUCCGCGGCCUGAGCAUCACCUUUGCUCCAGGGGGGUUCUACGCCCUCGUCGGGCCCAGCGGGUCCGGUAAGUCUACCAUCCUGGCCAUGCUGGAACGCUUCUACUACCCGUCCUCCGGAGCCAUCCACAUCGACAAUCAGGACAUCACCCGCCUUCGCUCCACGGACUUCCGCAACGAGAUCGCCCUCGUCCCGCAGGAGAGUGUGCUCUUCGAAGGCAGCGUAGCCUUCAAUAUUGCCCUCGGCGCGCGGCCCAAUGACACACCCACACAGUCCGAGAUCGAGGCCGCGUGCAAACUCGCUCAGAUUCACGACGUGAUCAUGGACUUGCCGGACCAGUACGAGACGAUCUGCGCCCACAACGGGAAGCAGUUCUCGGGCGGCCAGCGGCAGCGGCUGGCGAUCGCGCGGGCGUUUCUACGCAAGCCCCGGCUGUUGCUGCUAGAUGAGUCAACAAGUGCAUUGGACGGGGAGUCAGAACGGCAAAUCCAGAAGGCGUUGCAGGGGUUCGUGGGGAAGACGACGAUCGUGGCGAUUGCGCAUCGACUGCGGACGAUUUAUCGGGCGGAUCGGAUUUUCUUGAUUGAGGAGGGCCGGUGUACGGUGCAGGGGACGCAUGCGGAGCUGGUGGAGCGGAGUGCUAUUUAUCGGGAGAGUGUGGUUCAUCAGUCGUUGGAUAUAUGA
This is a messenger RNA of Aspergillus japonicus CBS 114.51, 3855 nucleotides long. Its product is annotated as ABC transporter ATP-binding protein. Gene Ontology annotation, cellular component: membrane. The transcript is spliced from 3 exons. Gene Ontology annotation, molecular function: ATP binding; ABC-type transporter activity; ATP hydrolysis activity. The coding region runs from base 1 to 3855 and encodes 1284 amino acids. Gene Ontology annotation, biological process: transmembrane transport. NCBI's taxonomy places the organism in Eukaryota, Fungi, Ascomycota, Eurotiomycetes, Eurotiales, Aspergillaceae. The record is from RefSeq and is a predicted model, not a curated record.